Harpegnathos saltator (Jerdon's jumping ant) is the source of this 4206-nucleotide messenger RNA. RefSeq names its product sodium potassium chloride cotransporter (gene NKCC). Gene Ontology annotation, cellular component: membrane. Lineage: Eukaryota; Metazoa; Arthropoda; Insecta; Hymenoptera; Formicidae. Gene Ontology annotation, molecular function: sodium:potassium:chloride symporter activity. Gene Ontology annotation, biological process: sodium ion transmembrane transport; chloride transmembrane transport; potassium ion import across plasma membrane. The record is from RefSeq and is a predicted model, not a curated record. The coding region runs from base 672 to 3731 and encodes 1019 amino acids. The transcript is spliced from 19 exons.
CGUCGUGUUAGAUUGUCUCAUCGUUCGCCUCAACGGCACCGGCCGAGAUCGCGCGCGCGCGCGCGGCCCGUCGAACUUCCACUCGUAUGAUCUUUCAAGCGGACCCCGCGCGCCGUGAGUCCAGAUUGAUACGCUUUUUCCAGCGCGGGAAAUCCCGGGCUCUCCGCGGUCGCUCGGAUUAUUCGCAGCGGCAUUCGUGAAACGCGGACGGACGAGUGAAUCCAUGUGAGCCGCAGGCGCCUCGAUGCCGAUCACUCGGCUCGAUUCAUUCGAAAAUUCGCGUCGCCGGUUUCGCUCCACUUUCGCAAGCUCGCGCGUGCACAGCUGAUAGUCACUGUUUAACUUCGUUGCUUUGCGCACUGCCGGCUAGUUCGAUGCGCUUUUCGUGCGCUGCGAUACUCCCGACGUCGCGCGCGCGCUAAAUUUCGUGAGAUCGCGCUGGACACGCUCCUCUUCCGAGACUGCAAUCGUUGAAGAGAACACGACUUUGAGCUUCGAUUGAGAUUCUACUGUGACUGUCAUUUCGGCUUUGUUCCACUGAAACGCGAUACGUGUGCUGUUGGUAAUUUUCGAGUGAUCCGCGCGUCAUCCGCUCGUCGAUGUACGUGAGUUUCGUGCACAGCCUGUUUACUUAAUUGCACCGGGUUUCGCCUACGCACUCGAUACGCAGGAUGUACGACGAGAUGGAGAGUCGCUUCCAGGGCAGAACGCCGGAAGACGACGUGAUCGGCCAGUUGCAAAGUAACAAACGAUCCCCGAUGACGUUAAACGUGAGCGGACUGUGGGACGUAGUUCCACGCUUGGAUUAUUAUAGAGUGAGCCGCCGUGUGAAGAGGCCAUCGUUAAACACUUUGCACGAGGGAAAUCUGAUAAAGGACACCAAUGUCGAGAGCGGACAGGUCGGGAGCGCCGCAGGCGGUCAGCAGGGCCACAGCGGAAUAAAAUUAGGAUGGAUCCAAGGCGUUCUCAUACCAUGUCUGCUCAACAUAUGGGGCGUUAUGCUGUUUCUGCGACUCUCAUGGGUAGUCGCGCAGGCCGGCAUUCUGCAGAGUAUCGUCAUUAUCGGAAUAUCGGCGGUCGUCUGCGUCAUUACGACGCUUAGCCUCAGUGCAAUUAGCACUAAUGGGGAAGUAAAGGGAGGUGGGAUAUAUUUCAUCAUAUCUCGAUCUCUCGGGCCGGAGUUUGGCGCAUCGGUUGGCAUCGUGUUUGCAUUCGCGAAUGCGGUAGCAGCUUCUAUGAACACAAUCGGCUUCUGCGAUUCGCUGAACGAUCUGCUGAAGACAUACGGCUUGAAGAUCAUAGAUAAUGGAGUGAAUGACGUUAGAAUCGUCGGUAUUAUAGCGCUUGUCGUUAUGAUUCUUAUCUGCGCAGUCGGCAUGGAGUGGGAGUCGAAGGCGCAAAACUUCCUCAUCGCCGUAAUCGUGGGUGCCAUCUUUGAUUUUCUCAUCGGUACUGUCAUGGGACCGAAGAAUCUGGAGCAGGAGGCGAAAGGUUUCAAGGGAUUCUCCGCGGAAGUGUUUAUGAGUAAUCUCCAGUCGGACUAUCGUUUCUCCGAGAAGAACAAUCAAACCUUCUUCUCCGUGUUCUCCAUCUUCUUCCCGUCGGUCACCGGGAUCCAGGCAGGUGCUAAUAUAUCCGGCGACCUGAAGGACCCAGGAAGCAGCAUACCGAUCGGGACUCUCCUCGCUUUGCUGAUCUCCAUGCUGAGUUAUGUAACGUUCGUCCUUUUCGCUGGUGGCGCGGCUGCCAGAGACGCGGGCGGCUUGCUGAACAACACUAUCAUGAAUUGCACUGCCGGGGUCAACUGCACGUACGGGCUGCACAACAGUUAUUCGGUCAUGCAAUUGAUGUCUCUUUGGGGACCGCUCAUUUACGCAGGAUGUUUCGCGGCUACCCUGUCGACGGCGCUGACGAAUUUAUUGUCCGUGCCGCGACUCAUUCAGGUUCUGGGUCAGGAUAAAAUUUAUCCCGGCUUGAUUUACUUCAGCAAGGGAUACGGCAAGUCCGGGGAGCCCUACCGAGGCUACAUCCUCACCUUCUGCGUCGCCGGUCUCUUCCUCUUGAUCGCCAAUCUCAACGCAGUCGCGCCGCUGAUCUCGAACUUUUACUUAGCGUCGUACGCCUUAAUCAACUUCUGCACUUUUCACGCGGCGCUGAUUCGAUCGCUCGGCUGGCGACCCAGCUUCAAGUACUACAACACCUGGCUGUCCCUCUUCGGGUUCAUCAUCUGCGUGGCGAUUAUGUUCCUCAUCGACUGGGUCACCUCGCUCGUCACCUUCGUCAUCAUCUUCGCGUUGUACCUCAUAGUGGUUUACCGCAAACCGGACGUCAAUUGGGGCAGCAGCACACAAGCGCAAACUUACAAGACGGCGCUCUCCGUCGUGUACAAAUUGAACAGCAUGGACGAGCACGUGAAGAAUUACGCGCCGCAGAUUCUCGCGCUCACCGGCCUACCUGGCUCGAGGCCGGCGCUGAUACACCUGGCGAACCUCAUCACGAAGAAUAAUUCGCUGCUGAUCUCCGGCGAAGUCUUCCCGACGCGACUGUCGUAUCGUCUACGCUCCGUACGUAUGAGAAACGGUUACACGUGGCUGUACCAACACCGCAUCAAAUCGUUCUACCACAUGGUGGAGGAUAUGAGCCUGGAGCGAGGCGUCGCCGCGCUGAUGCAGGCCAGCGGGGUUGGCAAAUUAGCGCCCAAUGUGGUUCUCAUGGGCUACAAGACUCACUGGUCGACGUGCAAUCACAAGGACCUGCAGGAAUACUUCAAUGUUCUCCACAAUGCCUUUGACCACAAACUGGCUGUGGCUAUUUUGAGGAUCGCCGAUGGACUGGACUUCUCCGGCGCGAUCAGUGCGAACGGGGACGAAGAACACGGAAAUCUCGCUCAAAGCAGCUACGACUUGGCGGGCAACACCUUGAUGCACGCCGACAGCGAUCUCUCCAUGAGCACGCAGAUCCCCAGAGUGCAGAGCGUACCGACGAUAGGUUCGUCGUUCGUCACACCCACCGACGUCACAAAUGUGAUGAGAGAUUCACCGAUACACUGGAACGCGCGGGGUAAUUUGAAGCAGAAGAAGAAGCUCGCUCUCGACAGACUGCUCGAUAAAAGCAACGGUAUGGCCUCCAUACCGGAGAAUAUGACAAUCUUCCAAAAGAAGCACAAGCAGGGGACGAUUGACGUAUGGUGGUUGUACGAUGACGGAGGUCUGACGAUCCUCUUACCGUAUAUAAUCAGCACGCGAUCUGGUUGGGAACACUGCAAGAUGAGAAUAUUCGCUUUAGCCAAUCAUAAGCAGAACAUUGAUGCUCAGGAGAAAGAGAUGGUUGAGAUAAUGCGCAAAGCUCGGAUAAAAUACAGCAGCUUGAAGAUGGUAGACGGCAUCUGCGUCGAGCCGCAACAGGAAACGCAGUCCUUUUUCGACAAACUGAUAUCCGACUUCCGGAUGAACAAUUCUUCGGACAAUUCAAGUACGUGUUCAGAAUGCUGUGUCACCGACCUCGAGCUGCAAACUUUACGGGAUAAGACCCAUCGGCAAUUACGACUGCGUGAAUUGUUACUGGAGAACUCGAGUCAGUCUACUUUAGUAGUAAUGUCCUUACCAAUGCCGAGGAAGAGUGCGGUCUCGGCGCCAUUAUACAUGGCCUGGUUAGAGUCACUCACGAAGGAUAUGCCGCCCACGAUCUUAGUCCGUGGGAAUCACACAUCCGUAUUGACGUUUUACUCGUAGUCCACCGAUUCUAGUAUAGGUAUAAUUAAAAUUUGCGUAUGUACUCUGAUGCCGCGAAAGGUCUCUCAACGAACAAGAAGGACUUUUCCAAUGUGAACGCACAGUAUUUGGAAUAUUUAUGCCAAAACUAAUGUAGAUAUACGCCAAUACUUCUCGACGCGUUUCUGCGUUUCUUGUUUUUCUCUUCUUUUUUUUUUUUCUUUUUUACCUGUACUUAAAAUCCACUUUGUAUUUAAUUUUCUCGACUGUAAGUUAUAGAAUUAAGGGGUUCUUACGACCAUAAGUGUGUUAGCCAGAUAACUCUAGUACCUGUAGAACAGUCUUUCCGAGCUGUUUCGCAUUACUCGACUAAGCGGAGUAGUCUAGCGCUCUAAUUAAUUAAAUAAUUACAACGAUCGGGUAGAAAUGAAACGAAACUUUUUAUCAAGACAAUUAUUGAAACGAAAACAUGAAUAAUAUGUGUCUAUAAUUUUUA